AUGACGAAGCAGGAAGUUGAAAGAGAGGUCAACAUUCUUCGUUCAAUCAAUCACCAGAAUAUCGUACAGUUACACGGAUUCUAUGAAAAGGAUGAGAAUUUCGUUCUCUUACUUGAACUCGUAGCUGGCGGUGAGCUGUUCGCGCGAGUGGCUGAGCUAGAAAAACUUCCAGAGGAGGAAUGUAUCUUUUUUGUCUCUCAGAUACUUCGCGGUGUAGAGCAUCUACAUAAUCUUGGAAUAGUACACCUGGAUCUAAAACCAGAGAACAUAAUGAUCGAGGAUAUGGAGACAAAAAGGAUCAAGAUAAUUGAUUUCGGUCUGGCGAGGCAACUCACCACUAACGAGACUCUACAAGAUAUGGCUGGAACUCCCGAAUUUUGUGGUCAGUUGAAGAAUAUGCUUAAAAUUCUCCAUGAAUCCGCAAUGCAUGGGUUACUUGUUAGGUCCUUGCGUACCUCAUGCUUCGAAGGAUAG
This is a messenger RNA of Dibothriocephalus latus, 474 nucleotides long. The record is from the annotation of a GenBank genome assembly. NCBI's taxonomy places the organism in Eukaryota, Metazoa, Platyhelminthes, Cestoda, Diphyllobothriidea, Diphyllobothriidae.